Ochlerotatus camptorhynchus is the source of this 1629-nucleotide messenger RNA. RefSeq names its product pickpocket protein 28-like. NCBI's taxonomy places the organism in Eukaryota, Metazoa, Arthropoda, Insecta, Diptera, Culicidae. The transcript has 4 exons. Gene Ontology annotation, cellular component: plasma membrane. Bases 1 to 1629 code for a protein of 542 amino acids. The record is from RefSeq and is a predicted model, not a curated record. Gene Ontology annotation, biological process: sodium ion transmembrane transport. Gene Ontology annotation, molecular function: ligand-gated sodium channel activity.
AUGGAGUUUGUCGCUGAGUAUACCAAGCAAAGUGCAUGCGAAUUCUGUGACGUAACGCCCAUUCACGGUUGUAAGCAAUUUCUCGGUAGCAACAAGCUACUGAUAGAAAGAGUGUGGUGGAUAUUCGUGUUCGUUGUAUCACUGUACUACUGUAUCGUACUCACGUACUACAUCUACGAGAAGUGGGAACGCGAUCCGAUCAUCGUAAGUUUCGAUCAGCAGUCGUCUUCGAUCUAUUCGAUUCCUUUUCCGGCGGUGACCAUUUGCCCGGAAACGAAGGUUAAGGCUUCCGAGCUGAACAUCUCACACACCUUCGAGCUCGUUCGCAAGAACCAGCUGAACGAGUCCAUGGAUGAAGAACGAGUUAGAAAGCUACUACUUUUGCUGCAGUUGUGCGACUACAACAUCUACGACAAACAUGAAACACCAUUCUACUAUGACGAUGUCUUGGUGCGGCUCCGAAAGAUGUCAAUUCCAUCAUUCGAGGUUUUCAACUCAUGCGGUUGGAAAGGUCAAACUGUGCCUUGUUUGAGUAUCUUCAAAACAUCGUUAACCGAGAAAGGUUUUUGCUACACGUUCAACUCCAUAGCGAAUAACGAUCUGCUGCGGAAGGAAGAACUCGAUCCAAGGUACAAUCUAAACUCGGAGACGCAGCCUUCAGAUUGGGAGCUCGACGUUGGUUUCCACGAUAAGGUCGGAAUCGAUGCCUUCCCUCGGCGAAUCGUUUCCGGAGGCUAUCGGAACAGCCUUGGAGCUACUCUCAUUGCAAACAAAAGCGAUUUGGACUACCUGUGUGGCGAUUCCUUCCAAGGGUUCAAAGUAAUGCUGCACAUGCCAAACGAAUUCCCACAGCUAUCACAUCAGUACUUUCGAGUUCCGUUGAACCAGGAACUGAUGGUAACUGUAACUCCAACCGUGAUGGUUACGGACGAACGUGCUGGGCUCUAUUCUCCGGAAAAGCGCAGAUGUUACUACACAAACGAACGCUAUCUGCGCUUAUUCAAAAUCUACAACAAAAUCAACUGCGAAAUCGAAUGCCUAACGAACUACACCCGGCGCCUCUGCGGAUGCGUUCAGUUCUGGAUGCCGCAUCCAAAGGCGGCUCCAAUUUGUACGCUUCACGACAGUCCAUGUUACCAGACAGCCGUUGCCAAACUUCUUAGAAAGACGGCCAAAAAGAAAGCGAAAUCGAACGAAGCACCAUCUUCCGACUCGUGCAACUGUCUACCGACGUGCAACUACGUGGAGUAUCGAACGCAGGUUUCUCAAGCCAGGUGGAACUGGCAAAGUGGAGAAUUCUUCAACUACAUGGAACGCCAACCGAUGGGGGAUAGUGUUCAUCAAUCGAAAAUGGUGAUAUCCUUUCGGGGAGCCGAUUUCAUUCCCCUGCUACGAAGCGAGAUCAACAGUGUGAGCGAGAUGAUUGCCAGCUGCGGUGGGUUGAUGGGACUGUUCAUGGGGGUCAGUCUGGUGAGUUUGGUGGAACUGAUCUACUACUGUACGCUGAGACCGGUUGCUAUGUGGGUGUUGGCCAAUCGCAGGAAGGCCCGGGCAGUGAAACGCGAGAAGCGAUGUCAGUGUGUAAGCGAAACGAACAAUGAGGAGCUAGGUGUUGGUGAAAGUCGAUGA